CCCGCGCAUUCACAACCGGUUCAGACCGGCCAGGGUGCCCCGCAAAGAAGAGAGGAGUGUGUGAAGGCGGGGAGGGGGGAACACAAGGAAUAACUUCCCGGGGAGGAGGAGAAAGAGAAGGUGGAGCCCAGAGGAGGGGUCUGGCUCCCUCCCUCCAUGUGGCCGACAGUUCCGAGGACCUCGGCGCGGGCAGAGGGUGGUGGCUACCGCGGCCGCGUGUAGCGGGACCGAUUGCCUAAUACUCCCCUAGGGGCCAGGGCCGGGGCUGGGGCCGGGAUAAAUAGCCGCCCCGCAGGCCUGGACCUACGGGGGACGGCGGCGGCCAAGGUCUCCACUGAACUACCUGCCCGGCCCACCCGGCAACGUGUCCUGUGCUGCGCCCCAGAGUCUGGCACACAGACCCUCAGAGAAGCGUCUUGAUCUCCUCGCCAUGGAAAUUAAGAAGUCACCUGAUGGCGGAUGGGGCUGGGUGAUUGUGGUUGUCUCCUUCUUCACUCAGUUUCUGUGUUACGGAUCCCCGGUAGCAGUUGGGGUCUUGUACAUAGAAUGGCUGGAUGCCUUUGGUGAAGGAAAAGGAAAAACAGCCUGGGUUGGGUCCCUCGCAAGUGGAGUUGGAUUGCUUGCAAGUCCCAUCUGCAGCCUCUGUGUAUCGUCUUUCGGAGCCAGAGCCGUGACGAUCUUCAGUGGCUUCAUGGUGGCUGGAGGCCUCAUGUUGAGCAGCUGUGCCCCUAAUAUCUACUUUCUGUUUUUUUCCUAUGGCAUCAUUGUAGGUCUCGGAUGUGGUUUAUUGUACACCGCAACAGUGACCAUCACAUGCCAGUAUUUUGACAGCCGCCGAGGCCUUGCACUUGGCCUCAUUUCAACAGGUUCAAGCGUUGGACUUUUUAUAUACGCUGCUCUACAGAGGUUGCUGAUUGAGUCCUAUGGACUGGAUGGGUGCCUGCUGAUUGUGGGCGCUUUAGCUUUAAAUAUAUUAGCCUGUGGCUGUCUGAUGAGACCCCUCCAGUCCUCUGAUUGCCCUUUGCCUGAAAAAACAGCUGUAGAAAAUGUACCAGAUAGAUGCUCCACUUACAGUGAAAAAGAAAAGAACCUAGAAGAGAGCAUAAGCAUUCUUGAAAAGAGCUGCAGUAGUGAGGAGACAGGCAAGGGCCCUUUAGCCAACGGUAACUGGACACAGGAAAGCCGGCUUCACAAAAACCCAACAACAAUGGCACACCGCACGAGAGAGGCUGAGCCGUACAAAAAGAAGGUUGCAGAACAGACAUAUUUUUGCAAACAGCUUGCCAAGAGGAAGUGGCAGUUAUAUAAAAACUACUGUGGAGAAACUGUGGCUCUUUUUAAAAACAAAGUAUUCUCAGCCCUCUUCAUCGCUAUCUUUCUUUUUGACAUCGGAGGGUUUCCACCUUCGUUACUUAUGGAAGAUGUAGCAAGAAGUUCAAAUGUGAAAGAAGAAGAGUUUAUUGUGCCUCUGAUUUCCAUCAUUGGCAUCAUGACAGCCGUCGGUAAACUCCUUCUGGGGAUACUGGCUGACUUCAAGUGGAUUAACACCUUGUAUCUUUACAUAGCCACCUUGAUAGUCAUGGGCCUGGCCUUGUGUGCUAUUCCAUUCGCCAAAACUUAUGUCACCUUGGCAAUACUUUCUGGGAUCCUAGGGUUUCUUACUGGUAAUUGGUCCAUUUUCCCCUAUGUGACCACGAAGACUGUGGGAAUUGAAAAAUUAGCCCAUGCCUACGGGAUACUAAUGUUCUUUGCUGGACUUGGAAAUAGCCUUGGACCACCAAUUGUUGGUUGGUUUUAUGACUGGACCCAGACCUAUGACAUUGCGUUUUAUUUUAGUGGCUUCUGCGUCCUGCUGGGAGGUUUCAUUCUGCUGCUGGCGUCCUUGCCCCCCUGGGAAGCAUGCAACAGGCAACUCCCCAAGCCGGCUCCAGCAGCCUUUCUGUACAAAGUUGCCUCGCAUGUUUAGAGGAACUUUGGAAGGCAGUGCAAGACUGUUUUUCAUAGUGAAAUUUCACUGUGGCUGGUUCUGAAUGAAUUUAAAAAACAAAAGCAUAUCCUAUUCUCUACAUAGCCUCUAUCUCCUGCAUUUUUUUUUCUUUUUUCUUUUCCCAACAAAUGGGACUAUUUUGUUUUGCUGUUAUUCAUGAGUUCUUGACAUGGUAAAAAUUUUGGCCAGCCUCAGAGAACCUCCUCUGUGUAAAGAAAUAAUUUCUCUGAAGGCUUCAUUAGUUUCAUUGCAAGGCACCGCAAGGGGACUCCUGUUUCAAAACUGCAGGCGGCGUGAUGAGUUACGUGUGUUGGCCAUUAGGGAUGAGCACUCUCUUCUCUAAGUUAGACCAGCUAGGAAAUAGAAGACGUUAAGCCAGUCAAAAAAUUGAAGUACUUACUAAAACGGCCCUAAGAAUUGCUGUGGAGCAAACUGAUCGUUAAAAAAGAAAGAGCUGUUUUAAAUUACAGUCACUGGUUUCAUCAUCCUAUUUCACUGACCUUGGUGAAGCAGCUACAGGUUCGUUGCUCGUGGAGCAUUAUGCAUUUGCUGAGAUGCAGGCGAUCUCCAAACAGAGGGGGAGUCGCUGCUGCCUUUCUUCAUGGUUGGCCGCUAUAACCUCACUUACUUUUGUCUGUCAGCAUCUAUUUAAGCUGAUGUUCCCCAGGAAGUGCUGAUUUUACCUGUUUCCAAAUUGGAAAUGCAUAUUUAAACCAUUCCAUUCUGGCAAAUGGGAAACAUCCAUUUGCUUCGGGCACAGUGGGGACGAAUUGCAAGUCUUGCCUCUCUUCUCCAUCUAUCUGCUACUGUCACAUUUUACCACUACCACAUUUUAAUUCAAGGGCAGAACUACGAAGUGCGUGUGUACAUGUGUGUGUGUGUGUGUGUGCAUGUGCAUGUGUGAAAGAGAUGUUCUGAGCCUGUGGGACAUAGGAAGGGGAAAGGGCAAUAAGAAGUUGAUACCCUGACCCAACUUCAUUCAUUCUUAAGAAAAAAUGUUCUAGGAAAAAAAAAUCAAUGUUUAAUAAAUUAACAUUUUUCUAAAGAAAUGUUUUAAAAGCUUUUGUAUGCAUCAGAAUCCUCUAGAGAUUCUUUUAAAAACAUACCACUCUUAGAAACUUUAACUCUGUAGUUCUAGACUGUGGCCAAAGAUCUAUAUUUUUUAAGGAUUCUUAAAGAGAUUCUGAUAACACAGCCUGCGUUGAGACUGUUACAAAACUGGCACAUUUGUUCCCAUAAUUAAAAAACAAACAGGAAGCCACUGAGGUGAUGGGUUUUUAUAGAUAGGCAGGUGUGGUUUUUUUAAAUAAGAGGCACUCUUUCCAUUGUGCCCAAAUUAUUUUUUCAUUUUUGAAAUAUGUAAGAUUAUUUCAUACUUCUACGUUGCCUUUCUUCUAAGGCACCUGAAGCACUUUAUGAAAACAAAUCCCCUCAACUCCUCGUGGAGGUGGGCAAACAGUGCUUUUCUAUGCAGUAAAACCUGGAGUAGGGGCAGUUUCGGAACGGAGUCCAUGAUACUCGACAAGGAAACAACAGGGCUCCUCAGUGCCUUGGACUUCUGCUCUCUGCUCAGACUUCGGGAAAGUGUUCCGUACCUCAUUUUUUAGUCACUGUCAAAGGUGGUAGAUAAAGUUAGUGACAUUAAACAAGUAAAACUACAUGUUUCUUGUGUUGGAAGUUCCUUUUGCCAAUAUUCUAUGCAGAAAGUCCAAUAACCUGAUAAAGUUUAACUGCUAUGAAUUCCCCAUGUCCACCAAUGUUGAUAAUUGUUCAAAUGCAUCUGUGUGUAUUAAAGUCAUUCGAUGUGUGCAUUAUCCAUCGUCUGGGGGAUGA
Molecule: messenger RNA, 3820 nt
Organism: Artibeus jamaicensis (Jamaican fruit-eating bat)
Lineage: Eukaryota; Metazoa; Chordata; Mammalia; Chiroptera; Phyllostomidae
Gene: SLC16A9
Product: solute carrier family 16 member 9
Exons: 6
Coding region: 431-1966 (511 amino acids)
Biological process (GO): transmembrane transport; monocarboxylic acid transport
Molecular function (GO): monocarboxylic acid transmembrane transporter activity
Source: RefSeq, a predicted model, not a curated record